Molecule: messenger RNA, 177 nt
Organism: Gamsiella multidivaricata
Lineage: Eukaryota; Fungi; Mortierellomycota; Mortierellomycetes; Mortierellales; Mortierellaceae
Product: Homeodomain-like protein
Exons: 1
Biological process (GO): regulation of transcription by RNA polymerase II; cell differentiation
Molecular function (GO): DNA-binding transcription factor activity, RNA polymerase II-specific; RNA polymerase II cis-regulatory region sequence-specific DNA binding
Source: RefSeq, a predicted model, not a curated record
AAGCGUCGGCGAAGACUUACUACUGAGGAGAGCGAGUAUCUACUUCGCCAGUUUGGGAACAAUGAACGGCCCACAGCGCAGGAACGCGAGGUGUUUGCAAGGCAUUUGAGUUUGGACAAGAAGACGAUCCAGGUCUGGUUCCAGAACCGGAGAGCGAAACUUAAACGCGAGGAGCGU